This is a messenger RNA of Ziziphus jujuba (common jujube), 760 nucleotides long. Its product is annotated as tropinone reductase homolog At1g07440-like. NCBI's taxonomy places the organism in Eukaryota, Viridiplantae, Streptophyta, Magnoliopsida, Rosales, Rhamnaceae. The coding region runs from base 1 to 621 and encodes 206 amino acids. The record is from RefSeq and is a predicted model, not a curated record. The transcript is spliced from 3 exons. Gene Ontology annotation, molecular function: oxidoreductase activity.
AUGCAUGAAGAAGUGGAUGAUUAUGGGGGUGAAGAUGAACAUGAUGUGGUUGAUUUGAUUGAGGCCAUUGAAGAAGUUAGUGGGGAAGAUAUUAAUGGGGACCCAAUCGUAUACGUUUUACAGAAAGUUCUCUACUCAGACAAAAGGCAUGCUAUUGUGGAGGAAUUGGCAGGUCUAGGGGCAAAAGUGCAUACAUGUUCUCGGAAUGAAGAUCAACUUAAUCAAUGCUUACAUGAAUGGGAGAUGAAGAAAUUUCAAGUGUUUGGAUCCGUCUGUGAUUUAGUUUCUCCAGCAGACAGAGAGGAGUUGAUAAACAAAGUUUCAUCUCUGUUCAAUGGAAAACUUCACAUCAUUGUAUGUUUUUUCUCUUUAUCUUUAUUUACAGCAUACUUAGUGGUUAGUAUUCUUGUUACAUAUAAAUUAUGGAAAAACUGUCCUUCUAAGAGGUAUUCAUCAUACAACAUGUGCCAACUUGCACAUCCUCUUCUGAAAGCUUCAGGAGCAGGCUCCAUUGUCUUUGUCUCCUCUAUUUUUGGUGUGGUAUCAAUAAACACCGGAUCCAUAUAUUCUGCAACAAAAGGCAAUUUCUCUGUUUGUUCAUUAAUUAUGUUGCAAAAAUAGUUUUAAAGCAUGUGAUUGAUUUUGUUGUCUCUUUUCAGCGGCGAUAAACCAAUUGACAAAAAAUUUGGCAUGCAAGUUGGCAAAGGACAAUAUAAGAUGUAAUUGUGUUGCAUCUUGGUUUAUCAGGACCCUACUGGCU